AUGGGUGAUCAAUCAUAUGGUUCUUCUUCUUCCUUCUCAACUUCUAGCUACAAAAAUGUACUUUGUAAAUGUGGUGAACAUCCAAAGAUCUGGACUUCAACGACCAAGAAGAACCCAGGCCGACAUUUCAUUCGGUGCCCUAAUUCUCUGGAUUCUUCAAAAGAUUGUAAAUUUUUUGUAUGGGUGGAUGAGGAUUUGGGUCUUCACAGGUAUAAGAGUAAAGUUAAUGAGUUGAAUAGGGAGAAUAUGGAUUUAUUCAAAGAUAAUAUGAUCAUUUCCAAGAAGAAUAUGGAACUGGAGAAGGAGAACAUAUGUUUGCAGAAGAAAUUGAUGAAGCUAGAGGUGAUUGAAAAAAAAGAGAUUGAUAUGUUCAUGGUUAAGGUGCUAUUUGGUAUUGUUCUUGUUAGCAUUUUCAUUUGCUUUAUAAUUACGUAA
Messenger RNA from Lactuca sativa (garden lettuce), 435 nucleotides. The record is from RefSeq and is a predicted model, not a curated record. Lineage: Eukaryota; Viridiplantae; Streptophyta; Magnoliopsida; Asterales; Asteraceae.